CCAUCAUCGUAAUCGCUCACCAUGGGGCAGUACUGGGCAAUAAUAAGCAUCGACAACAGGGAAACCACCGGGCACUUGGGAAAGCUGGGAGAGUUCUUCUGGAUGCCAGAAGACUCCCUUGUCAGCUGCCUGACGACUCCUGUGAUUCCAUCGUCUUACAAGACUGACUCUGCCAUCGGCGUUUUUGAAGGGAUAUCACAAAAGCAAAAAAAGAAUUAUCCUCCAUCGAUCCUUUUGUCACUUCCGCAUGAGCUCUUGCUUGUGAUAGCAGAAGAACUUUUGGAGAAAUAUCUCGAUCUCAUUUGCUUUUCUCUUACAUGCAUAGACGCAUGGGAGCUGACUGAACAAGUCCGAUACAAAUCUCUGUCUCGAGAAAUAAAGAGAAAAAGCUGGGCCGGUAGUCGUAUAAUCCUGUUAGGAGAUUACGCCUGUGCCUUGCCCCAGGGACUCCUUACCGAUGCAGAAAAGAAGGAGCUCAGGCUUGACGGUUACGCAGAUCAUGAAUUAGGGUCACUUCUCUAUGCUCACAAAGCUUUUGGGAUGCCGUCCUAUAAAAUCCCCAAUGACCUUUAUUAUGACGCAAUAGUUCAGGACAAUGAUCUUCUUUGGGAUGAACUCCGGUACUUUGCUCGUCGCAAGCCAUUCUCCCAAUGGAUCAGGCUACCAGGAAAUUUUAAACUCACCAAGUCAUCGUCCUCGAAAGAUCUUUGGAUGGUCCGCAAUCUCACCAAACAGGAGUAUGUAAUUCCCACCAGACCGCAGAGCCUCACACAGGUUGUCUACAGUCUCAUAGGAUGCUCCGAUGACGCUUCCGUUUCCAUGCAAGGUGAAAGGUGUAGUGAGCUUAUCAACGGACCCUGGGCAGGAGAUAGGAUUGACAUCACACUUGUCUCAAUCCAUAGGCAAGAGCAUGCACCUGAGGAAGGAUCCAGUUGGAAAGACAUCACUGUCAGUGUCAAGGAGUUGUUGGAGGCAUUGGCGACAGAAGACGACGAUUAUGGUGUUUUCGAAUUCUAGACACUUGUACACAGUUCUAACCUGAAAUCCUUUAUCCUUUGGGAACAUUGCUUCUCUUACUCGUAUAAUUUGGAAAUCGUGGAUGCACAAGAAGGUUGAGUGAAUGAUAGGCUGAAUGAACUCAGCAGUCCGCUCAAAGGAAAUAAUACAUAAUAUGUGUGGCUUGUGGCCUAACGAGCGAAGUAAAAAAAAAAGGUCCAC
This is a messenger RNA of Lentinula edodes (shiitake mushroom), 1218 nucleotides long. RefSeq lists its product as uncharacterized. The coding region runs from base 22 to 1017 and encodes 331 amino acids. The transcript has 2 exons. The record is from RefSeq and is a predicted model, not a curated record. Lineage: Eukaryota; Fungi; Basidiomycota; Agaricomycetes; Agaricales; Omphalotaceae.